AGUGAGGGAGAGAAACAGGAACAGAAAGUGAAGGCUUGUCAAGAUGUCUGGGUGAAGGGGACCAGAACAGAACACAACACAACAGAAGCCAGAUAGAAACCAAAAAGAACAAAAGUUGGAGCGGCUGACGUUAUUAAGAAAGGAGGGGUGACCUGACCUGCUGCUACAGAAGCGCCUGCAGGCCACAACAUUUCAGCAGCUUGACAAGACCAAAGCAACAACUAAAGGGCAAAGGGACUUGGAGAAACAAUUAGGGUAAUGCUGAUCAGCAUAAAUAAACUCAAUUUAAGAUUUUUUUUCAUCCAGACCAAACAACAAGGCCAACUGAAGGAAAACACUCCCACAAACAAAUAUUGUCAAGUGAAAGAAAUCCUUUGUCUUGACAACUAAUGGAUUGACUUGUGCUUGCAGACUUAAAUGAGAUCUAAAUGAACUUUUUAAAAUUGAGAAACUUACAGAGAUGAACACCUUCACUUAAUUUGUGGUUUGACAGCAUUUGAUUUUUAUCACCAUACUUUUAUUAAAACUUUUUUGGGUGUGCAACGAAGGAACUCAGCUCUGCAGGAUAAACGUUAUGGAAGGCAACUUUCAGAGUGCCGAGGAUUUUUUCAACUGGCUUUGGAGUUUUGCUGUGGAAAAACACAAUCAGGGGGUCUACAACACCGUGUGCCUGGUCGUCCUGCUGAUGCUCCCUCUGCUAAUCAUCCUCACCAUCGUGGGGGUGUGCUGCCACUGUUGCUGCUGUCGCCGUGAUAAUGGCUGUUGUUGCUGUUGUCAUGGAGGCUCUUCUAGGUCAGCAACAAAAAAGAACAAAAAUUCCACCAACAGCGAGGACUUGUGGAUAUCUGUUAAGGCUGAGCCAAUGACACCUGAUCGGGUCGCCAUGGGUAUGUUGUAAAGGUUAGCUCCCUGAUCCUGGACUAGUUCCUGUAGUCAUGCUGAAUUAUGGGUGGUCAUAAAGGAAGGUGGAUAAAGCCCAGCUAAAGAAAAAAAAAACAUUCCCACCAUAGUAAACAGACUUGGCAUGGACCCAGUUUGGCUUUGUUUAUAAAUCUCUGUCACUUUGUAUUUAUGACAAUGUUUACAUUUUUAUGAGCUUUUUAGCAUAUGGUACAUGAAAAAAAGACAUAGGCCGUUUCUCAAUUCAUAAAAACGCAAGUGAGGACUCAUGUGUUGCCAAGUAGGUUCAAGAACAUAAAUAUGGGUCAAUAGGAAGAGAAACGUACUCGUGAGGUCACCACAUGCUCGGCUCGUCUGGAGUCGGAUUUCACCUCCUGUUAUGAAUAGUCUCUAGAUAAUA
Molecule: messenger RNA, 1300 nt
Organism: Cyprinodon variegatus (sheepshead minnow)
Lineage: Eukaryota; Metazoa; Chordata; Actinopteri; Cyprinodontiformes; Cyprinodontidae
Product: KIAA0040 ortholog
Exons: 2
Coding region: 575-898 (107 amino acids)
Source: RefSeq, a predicted model, not a curated record